AGAUGGAUAUACAUUGAUGAAUAAUUACCUCCACUCCCCUUCCCUUGUUGUGACCGCAAAGUGGAAAAAGUUUCAGAGUUUCAGAGAAAGGAGGGAAUAUCCCUUUAACUGAAGCAAAACGGGGGAACUAAUAUUAGUGACUCCACAGGGGAACGUCAUAUCAGUAAAAGGAAAAAUCGCGAGGUUUGGGAGACAGCGUUUAAUGUGGAAGUGAAAAUACCCUGUUAUUUUGACUGCCUAACGGAGACUGUAGUGUUGGUGAACUGUUAUCAAAGUGCUGGUGACAGAUUUAUAGACCGAGCAACAACAAGCCAGACUGCUGGAGUCAUUUAAACUUUGAAUAAUAGUGGCAAAACAGAGACCCAGCAAAGGAGACCAGAACUAAUUUAAUUACUGCAGUGCUUGGAAUUAAAACAACAGACCUGAAGGCAGUAAAGGAAUGACGGCUUCUGGAAAAACACGUCAAGCACAGUUAAGUGAGCUGAAGGAUUUAAAAAACGGCUUGGUAGAACCUAAAACUCCUGAAAAAAUGGCUGAUUUAAAUUCCAAACUGGAAAAGUUAUUGGACAUCACAACAAGUUCCCAAAAAGAUCUGGUCACAUUUCAACAAGAGACCAGGGAAAGGCUCACUAGAAUGGAAGGAGAAAUGCAAAACCUUAAAAAAGACUUAAGCCAUAUAAAAAAAAUAGAAGAGACCUUGCUUCAAAUUACAGAAGAUUUAAAAGGGAAGGAAACAAGGCUAACAGAUGUUGAAGAUGCAGUGGAAAACCUAAGAGAACACAACCUACGCCAAGACGACAUUCUGGCAGUACUGGAAUAUACCCUAAAAGAGAAAAUGCUUAGAAUCAGGGGAGUCCCAGAACUGGACAAAGAAGUCACCUUAAGUAGAAUUAUGCCCCUUUUACAAGAGGUUUGGGGUCUGACUAGAGAAGAAAUUCUCAAAGAAGUAGAUCAAAUCUACAGAGUUAAUACUAGAUCAUCCAGGAAUAAUAGUCAACCCAGGGACAUUGUAUUCAGCUGUGUAAGACGCGAUCUUCGGGAGGAACUACUCCGCGCAAAUUCACAGAAAAAUUACCAUCUAGAUGGAAAUAAAAUAAUUAUCAUGAAAGAACUACCAGCGUCUAUCCAACAAAGACGUAAGGAUUACCGAAGAUUGACGAACCUCUUGAUGGAAAGAAAAAUAAAAUACAGAUGGAUAAUCCCAGAAGGACUGUCAUUUUUGUGGAAGGGUAAGAGGAUGAAUGUUGUCACAGUUCCUCAAGCCCAAGAAUUCCUGGCGAAAGAAGCAAGUCUACCCCCAACAAGAGUAAACAGCCCGAAUCGUUCUAGCUGAGACAUUGGAAAUCAGCUGUGAUCCCAAAGA
Sphaerodactylus townsendi is the source of this 1363-nucleotide messenger RNA. Its product is annotated as golgin subfamily A member 3-like. The transcript has 2 exons. Lineage: Eukaryota; Metazoa; Chordata; Lepidosauria; Squamata; Sphaerodactylidae. The record is from RefSeq and is a predicted model, not a curated record. Bases 440 to 1333 code for a protein of 297 amino acids.